AUGGAGAGUAAACAUAAACUCAAACACCGAUUCGAUAUCGUUCGAAAACUCGGGCAAGGAACCUAUGGAAAAGUACAGCUGGCGAUCAACAGAGAAACUGGCCAAGAGGUCGCUAUCAAGACGAUAAAAAAGUCCAAAAUUGAAAAUGAGCAAGACGCCGUCCGUAUUAGACGGGAGAUACAAAUCAUGUCUUCGAUACGCCAUCCGAAUAUUGUACAUAUCUACGAAGUAUUCGAGAACAAAGACAAAAUUGUUCUCGUGAUGCAGAAUGCCUCCGGAGGCGAACUCUACGAGUACUUGAGCGAACGCAAAAUUCUAACCGACGCCGAAGCCAGGAGAAUAUUCAGACAGGUCGUAGCCGCUGUUUAUUACAUUCACAAGAACAAGAUUUGUCACAGAGAUCUCAAGUUGGAAAACAUACUGUUGGACGAGAAAGGCAACGCAAAGAUUGCCGACUUCGGACUUUCGAAUGUUUACGAUGAGAGGAGUCUCCUUAGCACAUUUUGCGGAUCACCUCUGUAUGCCUCCCCUGAAAUAGUCAAAGGAUUGCCCUAUCACGGACCUGAGGUCGACUGUUGGUCUUUGGGCGUUCUGCUAUACACUCUCGUGUAUGGCGCUAUGCCCUUCGACGGCAGCAACUUCAAGAAACUAGUCAAACAAAUAUCGAGCGGAGAUUAUUACGAACCCAAACAACGUGCUUCCGCGUCGAGUCUCAUCCGACAUCUCCUCACUGUGGCAGCCUCGGACAGAGCGUCGAUCAUAGAUGUAUGCAAAAACAGCUGGGUCAACGAAACCUAUGACACACAGCUGCUGCAAGUUGCAGAGGAUCUGGCGAAUCUGUCACCGGUUCGACUCGAUCUACUCAUCGCACUGCAGCCGCGAGCGGCAUCCCAGGAUUUCGCGGAUAAAGAGCGCUUGCUAUCGGACUCGAGGACCUGCCAAGUCAUCCCCGGUGACCUGGGCGAGAAACAUCUUGCAGCAGACGACGGAAACUCCGAGGACAUCGCUGUUGAGAAUGUCGAGUCCAGAGCCACUUUGAUGCGCAUGCCAUCUUCAUUGAUCAAGAGUUCGGCUUCCUCAGGAACUCUCAGGUCAUCGCCAUCCACUUCCUCUCUCAAAUCCGGUCAGAACGCUGGAGUGCGCAUGAGCGCAUCCAGAGGCAAUGUGGACUCUGACGAUGCGGGAUCUAUCGUCAGCAGCAAUUCUUUUCAAGUUCAGACCGGAGUUGAACGUUCGAAUGAGGCGCCCAGUGUGCGGCGAACCCCCAGUGGGAGAACUAAUCGGGAAACGGUUCCGUUCCCAUCAAAGAGCAUAAGCAGAGCAUCAAUCGAGCUAAAAACGAAGGAGAUCGACGAGCUCCCGCCGGUGGAAGCCCUCAGUGAUGAAGCAGUUUCUCGCGGGGUUGCGCAGACGGAUGUCAAUAUCAGAGCUCGUGCAGCAGGUACGAGUCCUUUGGAAAGCGUCGCACAAACGAAAGAUGGACGCGCUAGUCUGCAAGACGUUCAUAUAGUCCCGAAAAAAUUAGAGAGCUCGAAGAGCAAAGAGAACACCGAGGAGGAAUCCCUACGCAGUCUGGUCUGGCCAAGCGAGUCUACCUCCGGGAGGAGACCCACGGGCCGACUGUCUCCCGAAGGCGCUACGGACGACACGAAUGAUUCGAAGCAAUCGAGUUUGUUGGACCUGAAUGAGAACUUGGUCCCGAGAGGACUUCCCAUGAAAUCAUACAAGAAGUUCACUUUUGAGAGGAACGGCGGUCAGGUCGUCGUUCGGGAGAAGAUUUGUCAGAAAGAACAACGUGACGGCAACAGGAGAAUAGUUAGCAUUGAGAAGAAAAUGAGUUCGAGAACAUCUUCCUGCGACUCAACGGCUGCUCCGGACAGCCUCGAGGGCGUGAAGGCGACUCGUAGAGACGAUAGCUCAGACGAAGAUGAUUUCGACCUCCAUUUCGAUUCAUCGAACGGGCCGAUGGGGCUCCUGAACGUGAUGAAGUUCAUGGAUCGGGAUUUCCGGACGCGCUGGCAAAACCAUCCGAUUUUCCAAAAUCUCUCGCGCCGUCCCCUCGGCAUGACGUCGGAACUGAUGCAGAGCUUGCAGGGGUCUCAUCCUCGGCGGCUCCAGUCGCCUUCCCUGAUGAAGAUGUUUAUCGAUCGUGACAGCACGGUCUCAAGAGACGACGAUGUUCGAACGUUCUUCGAAAGGCCUUAUCCGUCGCUAUCGAAUCACAAGGCUCAAAAUCCGGCCACAUCUGACUUGGGGUCGUCGUCCGACAGGAAACUCAGUAGAGGCUCGUCGCUAGACCGGAGUUCUACAACAGCGUCACGGACAUCGAUGUCUCAGGCGGAAAGCAUUCCGCCCCAAGCUUGCGACAGUCAUGCGUUCUACGCACCCGGUCGUAACAUACCUCGUUACUCGCGCACUGUGAGUGAUAAAACCCUCAGGGAAUCUCGAGCGCAUUCCCCGACCCUUGAGUUGAGAAGUCGAGCCCAACGGGGGAGACCAUCUGUAGUUCAUAUGGAACUGAAUUUCAACUCUCGGAAUCCCGCUAGCAUUGGAUUGACGCAUUCGUGGUCGAAUCAUGGCCUUUGGCAUCAGCAGGAUCAUUCUCACCAGAGUAGUUCUACCUCGUCAACGCCCUCCAGGAUAGAGAUGCGCGUGCACUACUCUACGCCUACAUCACCUCCUUCCACCCCACCUGUAGGCAUGCCUCCGAAACCUCCCAAGUCUGAAAAGGAUCAACGCUCGGGCUGCAGGAAUACAGCGCAAGAAGAAAGCGUCAGCGACAGAAUAAAUCGGAGGAGUUAUUAUCAUAGAUUCAGCAGCGUCGACAGACAAGUGAAUACACGCCCGACGUCCACGAUAUGGGACCAAACUAGCGGCAACAUGAGUGCUGGUGCUGGGGCGUUGUGGGAAGCCGCGUCUCCGGAUAAGCCGCUAGGUGCUCCCCUUCCUGCAACGAAGCCACAGUCCACACCGGGAACGAACCCAACUAGCAUAUGAAUUCUCAUAACUUCAACGCCAGGCCUAGUUGUUACAGAGCUUCGAUCAUUCAUCGAAGUCGAGUGGGGUAUCUGACUAUGUAUAAAUUAUUCUUCUAAGCUGUUCAGGACAAGUUUCCAUAACUGUUUUCAUCACUUGGAUGAGGACAUUGUACCGAGGAAGCGUGCUCCUCUCGAGUUGUAUUUGUAUCACUCAGUUCUCGAGUCGAUUCUAUGGGAACCAAUGAGCUCGGACUCUGAAGUAUAUAUAUAUUGUUAUAUAUUAUAUAUGUAAUAAUAAAGGC
This is a messenger RNA of Galendromus occidentalis (western predatory mite), 3280 nucleotides long. RefSeq names its product Nuak family kinase 1 (gene Nuak). Lineage: Eukaryota; Metazoa; Arthropoda; Arachnida; Mesostigmata; Phytoseiidae. The coding region runs from base 1 to 2997 and encodes 998 amino acids. Gene Ontology annotation, molecular function: ATP binding; tau-protein kinase activity. Gene Ontology annotation, biological process: protein phosphorylation; intracellular signal transduction; microtubule cytoskeleton organization. The record is from RefSeq and is a predicted model, not a curated record. The transcript is spliced from 8 exons. Gene Ontology annotation, cellular component: cytoplasm.